UAUGCAAAAUUCGAAAGAGAGAUCUGCUCGAUCGGAGAUGGAAAGCGAGAAGCAGAUCAACGGCGUUAGCUUCUUCCAGAUGCCGCUUCAUUAUCCCAGGUACACCGUGAAGGACUACAUGGACAUGCCGGAAUGGAAGCUCGACAGGCUUCUGGCCGAAUACGGCUUGUUUGCUGAUGGUGAUUUGGAUUAUAAGAGAGAGUUUGCCAUGGGUGCUUUUCUUUGGCCUGAUCAUUUGCAUGCUAAGCAGCAGCCUUUGCCUUAUUAUGGUUAUUAAGCAUCUUU
Hibiscus syriacus is the source of this 285-nucleotide messenger RNA. RefSeq lists its product as uncharacterized. The record is from RefSeq and is a predicted model, not a curated record. The transcript has a single exon. NCBI's taxonomy places the organism in Eukaryota, Viridiplantae, Streptophyta, Magnoliopsida, Malvales, Malvaceae. The coding region runs from base 2 to 277 and encodes 91 amino acids.